AUGCUGUCAGAAACUCACAUGUCAUCCUGUCGCAUGGAAAAGCCCUCUGAAAUAGAUGUCAGAGACAAAGUGUGGGUGAAGCUUAUUGGCCAAGCGAUGAAAAAUGAUAGGAUAAAAGUAUCCCUCUCCAUGAAAGUCAUCAACCAAGGGACUAAGAAAGACCUCGACCCCAACAAUGUUAUCGCUGAGCAAGAAGAGAAGUGGUCCUUCCAGGAUUACACUGGACAGAUCACCCUUGAGGCUGUCCUGAACACUACCUGCAAGAAGUGUGGCUAUAAAGGCCACUUUGCAAAGGAUUAUUUUAUGCAACCAGGAGGCACCAAAUAUUCUCUGAUACCUUAUGAGGAAGAGGGGAAGGAGGAGGCAAAGUCAGCAGAGUUUGAGAAGCCCAACCCCAUGAGGAAUUCUUCUAGAAAAAGAAAGAAGAAAAAGAAACAUAGAGACAGGAAGUCAUCUGACCCUGACAGCUUGGACUAUGAGAAUGACACAGGCAAGAGGGCAAGAUAA
Neomonachus schauinslandi (Hawaiian monk seal) is the source of this 507-nucleotide messenger RNA. Its product is annotated as nucleolar protein of 40 kDa-like. Gene Ontology annotation, biological process: RNA stabilization. Gene Ontology annotation, molecular function: RNA binding. The record is from RefSeq and is a predicted model, not a curated record. The coding region runs from base 1 to 507 and encodes 168 amino acids. Lineage: Eukaryota; Metazoa; Chordata; Mammalia; Carnivora; Phocidae. The transcript is spliced from 2 exons.